CAGAAAGAGCUAAAGAGAGAGAUAGAGAGGGAAAAAAUGAAAAUGGUUCAAGAGGGAAUCCGAAAGGGUCCAUGGACAGAACGGGAGGACUUCAAAUUGAACUGUUUUGUGGGUUUGUUUGGAGAUCGCCGAUGGGAUUUUAUAGCAAAAGUUUCAGGUUUGAAGGUGGAGGGAGACAAAUAAUAGGUUUGAACAGAACAGGAAAAAGUUGCAGGUUGCGAUGGGUUAAUUACCUACACCCUGGCCUCAAACGAGGUAAGAUGACACUUCAAGAAGAGCGCCUUGUGCUGGAACUUCACUCCAAAUGGGGAAACAGAUGGUCAAGAAUUGCCCACAGAUUACCAGGGCGUACAGAUAAUGAGAUUAAGAAUUAUUGGAGAACUCAUAUGAGGAAGCAAGCUCAAGAGAAGAAACGGGGUUUGUCUCCAUCUUCAUCAUCUUCAAAUUCUUGCUUGUCAUCAGCAAGCAAUCCUACUGUGAAUUCAUUGCCCUUCCCAAAGACUGGAGAAGAGAGCUUUUAUGACACAGGAGGUCAUGAUAUUAUAGCUGUGGAUUCAUUGUCCUUCCCAAAGACAGGAGAAGAGAGCUUUUAUGACACAGGAGGUCCUGAAAUCAUCGCUUCCGCAGAAAAGCAGAUUGAAGAAGAGAAAGCAGGUGAAAACGUAUAUUCAAUGGAUGACAUAUGGAAAGAUAUUGCCCUGUCAGAAGAAGACACCAUCAAACCAGCCUAUUAUAGCUUUAGUGAAGGAGGGAGCACUUUCUCUCAUCAUGCUUUGGCUUCUCCAUCAUGGGAGUAUUUUCUGGACUCACUGUGGAGGAUGGAUGAAGAAGUAAGUAAGAUGUUUCUCCCCACGAGUGAUCAGUUUUUCCCCUGUUACGAAUAUGGGAGAGCAUCUCUAACCGGCUAAUCAUACUUUUUAUUUAUUAAAAAUUUGUUCAUCUGUGUAAUAUUGUCCUAAGGAAGCUCUAGACUGAAUAGCACGGUUUCUCUCUAAGCUUUCUGAUUCAGCUCUGAAUCAUUUCAAAAUCACUGUAAUAAUCUCAUGUAUAAUUCUAAUCUAUCCCUGUAUUUUGUGUGCUUUCACUUGUCAGAGAGGAAGAAGGAACCUCAUCAAAUCUCCCAAAGGAGGUUGGUAAUUUCUUCUAUAUAUUGUAUAAUACGUCUUGGUACUUUUCA
Messenger RNA from Juglans regia (Persian walnut), 1177 nucleotides. Its product is annotated as transcription factor MYB59-like. The coding region runs from base 72 to 908 and encodes 278 amino acids. The record is from RefSeq and is a predicted model, not a curated record. Gene Ontology annotation, cellular component: nucleus. Gene Ontology annotation, biological process: regulation of DNA-templated transcription. Gene Ontology annotation, molecular function: DNA-binding transcription factor activity; sequence-specific DNA binding. NCBI's taxonomy places the organism in Eukaryota, Viridiplantae, Streptophyta, Magnoliopsida, Fagales, Juglandaceae. The transcript has 3 exons.